AUUUCACUUGCCUUUUUUUUAUUUUUUAUUUUUUAUUUUGUUCCUUUGUCUGUGGCAAAUCCAACCUUCACCAUUCUUUACACGUUGUCAUCUCUAUCUCUCCUGCUUUUGAUGUUAGUAGCUAUAGUUAAACACUUGGGCUCUCUUUUACAUCUUUCACUUCUUUAUAAGACUUUGAUGUCAAUAACUUGAAAGUCAAGACCACUGCUUACUGUUACCUUAACCACCUCUCAAGAAUUUGCUUUUUUCUUUUUAAUAUCUAUUAAGUUUUCUUGACAAUUGUUGCGAAGAAAAAGAAUAGAGAAGUUCGUAGACAGAAGAGAAAGCUGUUUUUGAAACUUGCUUGUAUUGUAUUUGUAGUACUAACUGGUAGCUAUGGAAAGAUAUGAGAUUUUGAAAGAUAUUGGGUCUGGAAAUUUUGGGGUGGCCAAGCUGGUUAGAGAUAGAUGGACUAAAGAGCUCUUUGCUGUUAAGUUUAUCGAGAGAGGCCAAAAGAUCGAUGAACAUGUGCAAAGGGAAAUUAUGAACCACAGGUCUCUAAAGCAUCCCAACAUUGUUAGAUUCAAAGAGGUCCGGUUGACUCCUACCCAUCUAGCAAUAGUCAUGGAGUAUGCCGCAGGAGGAGAGCUCUUUGAGAGGAUAUCUAACGCUGGUAGAUUCAGUGAGGAUGAGGGAAGGUUUUUCUUCCAGCAAUUGAUAUCAGGAGUCAGCUACUGUCAUUCAAUGCAAAUUUGUCACAGAGAUCUUAAGCUUGAAAAUACACUUCUAGAUGGUAGCACAGCACCGCGUGUCAAAAUAUGUGAUUUUGGGUAUUCAAAGUCAACUGUGUUGCAUUCUCAACCAAAAUCUACAGUAGGAACACCAGCUUACAUUGCACCUGAGGUUCUGUCCAAAAAGGAAUAUGAUGGAAAGGUAACAUAUAUUAUCUUUCUUUGUUCUUUUUCAUUGCUUGAAACUUGGGAUCCCAUCCUUAUCAUACCUAAUCCUCUUGAUUUACAGAUUGCAGAUGUUUGGUCUUGUGGAGUUACCCUUUAUGUGAUGCUGAUUGGGGCAUAUCCAUUUGAAGAUCCUGACGAUCCAAAAAACUUCAGGAAAACAAUUGGGAGGAUACUGAGUGUCCACUACUCAAUUCCAGAUUAUGUUAGAGUUUCUAUUGAGUGCAAGCAUCUCUUAUCUCGAAUAUUUGUGGUGAAUCCUGAAAAGAGAAUAAGCAUUCCAGAAAUAAAAGAUCAUCCAUGGUUCUUGAAGAACUUGCCCAUAGAACUUAUGGAAGGAGGCAGUUGCCAAAGCCAUGAUGUGAAUAAUCCAUCUCAAAACAUUGAAGAAGUGGUGUCUAUAAUCCAAGAGGCAAGAAAAGCUGUUGUGCUUCCGAAGAGCGGAAACUAUUUGCUAGAAGGCAGCAUGGAUCUAGAUGACGCAGAUGCUGAUGCAGAUUGCGAAGAUAUUGAGACAAGUGGUGAUUUCGUGUGCCCUUUAUGAGCUAACUGUACAGACAAAUCCUGUUUUCGAGAGCUCUCCACGUAUGCUCCAUAUAGGUGAGAAGCAAAUCCCCAUAGGCACAUGGCCAAGGCCAUGCCCUUCUCAGCAUUGAAGACUUCAUGCAAGAAUAUUACAGCAAAUACCUGUUGGACUGGAACUAGAAGAGAUGACACGAGGCCUCCAAGGAGAGAUGUGGAGGCAAAGAUCACACCAAGACUUCCUAUGAUUAAGAGCUGCAUUAUAACUGCUGCUACAACAAGUAUAGUAUAGUACUUUGCCUGCCCAAGACCAAAUUCUUCAGCCUCUUUUGGUAUAGCCUAAAGCAGAUAAAAAAUUCACAACAAGCUCUUUAAAUAAUUAACAUUGAUAGCACAAAAAUCAGAUAAUUUAUCAGCGAUCAUUAUCAUCUACCUGAAAGUCCUUGUUGAUGAUCAUGGGAAUAGUGCAAAACAGUGGCAAACAUGGAUAUAAGGAAUUGAACUUGCAUGACAAGAUCAAAGGUGAUGGGCAUGCCAGCAUUCAUGUGAGUAUACUCCACUGCAGGCAUUAUAAACCCAUGAAGAGCAGCAGCACCGACGGUCAUGAAGAAACCCAGCACAUACUUUCCAUUAGAUUCCCCAUUUGGCACAUCUCCAUUCAUGUGAAAGCCAAGAAUAAUAGAUCCAAAGGUCAUCAGAACCACUGCAUUUAUCGAGUAAUGGGUGAACCUAUGCUUGACCACAAUGUAUGCGAAAAUUGCAGUGAAUUCUAGCUGAGUAGAACCAAGAAGAGAAGAAACUGAAACAGGAAGAUAAGACAAACCAAAGGAGUAGAGAUAGCCGUCGAGACCAAGAAGCAACCCGAUGAAGGCACUGGCAGCAAAAAGCCAUCGUGUGAGUAGUAAUCUACUAGUUGGAGCUCGAGAACGAGCUCUAGCUAUCAUAUAAGAUGAGGAAAUUGGGAGAAUGAGAAUGGGAAAGCCAGCUGUAAGUAACCAAGAAGUGAGCCACUUCCUCUUUCCUCCAUGCAAGUAGUAGAGCCUAAUAAGCAGUGGACCUCCAACUUGAUCAAUUGACAUUAAAAGGCAGUUUAAGACUACCAGAAGUAUCUUGAUAUGCUUGCUGUUCUCCUGCUGUUUUGGUCGACUGUUGCUUCCUUGCUCUGCCUCCAUGAGUAUUGCACCAAGCACUAGCUGUGACAGUGAUGAAUUGGGUUCCUUUAAAAAUGGGUAUUAGGUAGGAAAAUAAUGUCUAUAUCCAUCUAAAAAAAUACCUCUACUUGAUAAAAUGAGAAAAGGUGCAAAUAUGACCCUCGUGAUUGGGCCAAUAGUCAGACAGGAGGAUGAUGCAUAUUCCACUGAGCAAAGAAUCAGUAUUUUAUGAAAAUGCCACUAUCAGAUCACUCUUACGAUUCUAAUGAAACCUUUAGGCACUUGAGAUGGUAUAA
Ricinus communis (castor bean) is the source of this 2904-nucleotide messenger RNA. RefSeq names its product serine/threonine-protein kinase SAPK1. The record is from RefSeq and is a predicted model, not a curated record. Gene Ontology annotation, molecular function: protein serine/threonine kinase activity; ATP binding. The transcript is spliced from 9 exons. Gene Ontology annotation, biological process: protein phosphorylation; intracellular signal transduction. The coding region runs from base 376 to 1479 and encodes 367 amino acids. Lineage: Eukaryota; Viridiplantae; Streptophyta; Magnoliopsida; Malpighiales; Euphorbiaceae.